This is a messenger RNA of Exophiala xenobiotica, 3856 nucleotides long. RefSeq lists its product as uncharacterized. Gene Ontology annotation, cellular component: transcription factor TFIIIB complex; nucleus; transcription preinitiation complex. Gene Ontology annotation, biological process: transcription preinitiation complex assembly; DNA-templated transcription initiation; transcription by RNA polymerase III. The record is from RefSeq and is a predicted model, not a curated record. Gene Ontology annotation, molecular function: TBP-class protein binding; RNA polymerase III type 3 promoter sequence-specific DNA binding; RNA polymerase III general transcription initiation factor activity. NCBI's taxonomy places the organism in Eukaryota, Fungi, Ascomycota, Eurotiomycetes, Chaetothyriales, Herpotrichiellaceae. The coding region runs from base 335 to 3394 and encodes 1019 amino acids. The transcript has a single exon.
AUCACCAACAACAAUCUCUCCCUUCUCCUCCAAUCAAUUGUCCUCAUCCUUGCCACUUCUGACCAUCUCGAAUACCUGGUACCAUAGCUCUGCGCAGCGAGCAGAUACAAUGUCCAAAAACAAAUGAAUCGCCGUCCUCAACACACCCAGCCACCUUUCGAUCUUGGUCGAGCCUGAGUCAUACAACGCCGACUCACAGCCUCACUCCUAACUCAUUACUCAUUACCACUCCUGGUCACGUGCCAGAACAUGCAAUACCAUCUCAGCAAACACUCCGAGAUCAAUCUAUAACCUCUAGUCACCAUUCUCACCAUCCUCGAAACCGAUCUUCAACAUGCCGGCGCUCAAGCCACCUCCACCCAAACCUCGUGCUGGACAGCACCGAAGAGCAAUUCCUCGCGGGAGAAUUGAGGGUCUAGGCAGUCCAGCGCCAGGGUCAUUCCGGGCAACAACACCGUCCUUCCGACGUUCAUCUACCCCAAGCAUACAACGACCUACCGGAGCCAAAAUUCUGAAAUGUACUAAUCCCAGCUGUCCCAAUCCCCAUGUUGUUGAAAGUGAGCAAGGACUUAUUUGCGACACCUGUGGUGCUGUCGCCCUAGAGGAGUCUGGUCUUGUCAGCGAACAGGGCUUUGGCGAAACAGAUUCGGGUGCUAUCACAGCUUUGGGAGUACGCGUCCAGGAGGGCCAAACCCAUCAACGAACCUAUGCCACUGGAGGUGCGCUAGGAAAUGCUGGGCGUGAACCUACUGUCAAUCGAGAGCGAUCGGAAGCACAUGCCAGAACGAUCAUGCAGUCAUACCAGACCCUCCUCGGUGUUCGACAAGCCGAAGUGGAUGCAGGCCUGCAGCUGUUCAAGCUGGCCUGGGGUGUCUCCUUCGUUCAAGGCAGAACGAUUGACAGUGUCGCUGUCGUCUGUCUCUAUCUUGCAUGUCGGCGAAAACAUGAACAGAUCCAGAAUGAGCGACGUCCCAUGUACAGCCUGAUGCUGAUCGACUUUGCCGAAAAGCUCAACGUUGAUGUGUUUGCUCUGGGCAAGAUGUACACUGAUCUCGUGCGCAAACUCUUCCUCCAGGCUGAUGGGAGCGUCCAAGGAGAAGUCAGUUCUGAUCUACUGGCAAUGGGCCCAGAAGUGCUUGUGAGCAGAUUUGUCGACGAGCUUGAGUUCGACAAAGCACAUCGAGACAAGAUCAAAAUGGAUGCCAUCAGGAUCGUCCAGAGGAUGAAGCGCGAUUGGAUGUCAACUGGAAGACGUCCUUCUGGAGUUUGUGGUGCUGCCGUCAUUCUCGCAGCUAGAAUGAACAACUACCGUCGUACCACCAGAGAAGUUGUCUUGACAGCCAAAGUCACCGAGAUUACCAUCAACAAGCGCCUUGAGGAAUUCCAGGACACUGCCAGCAGCAAGCUUUCAGUCUCACAAUUCAGAAACAACUCAGUCCUCGAUGCAAUGGUCGCCUCAGACCCACCUUCCUACCAAAAAGCCCUCAACCCAAAACCGGUCAAGAGGAAACGAGGUCGACCGAGGAAACAUCCUCUACCGGAAACUGCCGCCGAGAUUGAGGGCUCGGCCACCCCAGAGCCCCAAGGGACGCAAGACCCAAAUAACCCGGAACAUCCAGCUAAGCGUAUUCGGGUCGAUGCAGAUGGCUACAAGAUCCCUGACAUACCUCAAAGACAGAUCCCGAUUGACCCUGCUUUGACUGCCGCUGAUAACGGUACUACCUCGGCCGAUACCUUGCCUGAGGAGGGGAACGCAGAUUCUCCCAGUGGCGCUCGCAGACAGCGAGCUUUACCUUGGAAAGCACCUCCUCCAUCAGAAGCCGAAAUUGCCAUUGAGAAUGAGAUUGAACAAGACAUACAAGCGACACUGCGUGAAAAUCCUGAACUCAAUCCAAACCACAGUCUGGAUGAAGACUCACAGGCAAGGCCAUCCAAUGACGGAGCCCCUGCACAGCCAACUAGCGACAGCAUCAACCCGCUCGGACCCAGUAUCAAAGACAAGACGCCGGGACCGGCCGUGAACACGAAUGUUGGCAAUACGGGCUAUGUCUCGCUCUCCCCGACCCUGAAAGCCGACGAAUUUGACUCGGAUGAGGACGUGUCUAUGUGUCUGCUGAGUCAUGAAGAGUCCCAGAUUAAGGAGACGAUUUGGGUGAGUAUGAACGCCGACUGGUUGCGACAAAACAACGCCAAGCGCAUCAAGCAAGACCUCAAGGAAGCGGACAUGCGUGCACGUGGUCUUGAUCCUGCGAAAGAAGCAUUGAGAGAGAAAAUGGCCAAGGGGAAAAGAAAGGAUGGAACCAAGAAGCCCGGACGGAGAGGUGAUGUGAGCUAUUUGAACAAAGGAGGCGAAGGAGGCGAUGCUGGCCGUGGCGAGCGCGAAAGAAGUGCCGCCGAAUCCGUGCGUGAGAUGUUCAAGACUCGAGGCGUGUACUCAAGACGGGUGAAUUACGAUGUUCUCGACUCCAUCUAUGGAAUUGCUGGGGGAGAUACCAGUGGUGAUUCGCGAAGUGAGAGCGUGGUUAGUGACCUGCCUCAGGACGCCCGAGAGGGAAGUGUUGCAAGCACAGUUGCUUCCCUCGGGCCGGAGGCGAUCUUCCGCGGAAACGGCGGGCGAGGGUCGGGAAGAGAACGGAGCCGAGCUUCUGUUGCGGCGGAGCGGAGAGAGAGGAAGCGAAAAGAGCAGCGCGAAAGUCAAGCUCGAGAUCAGCGAGAAGGAAGUGUCGCGUCAGCGGAGGGGAGUAGGAGUACGAGUCCUAGCGGCACACCCGCAGGAGAUCGAGAUGAACGUGAAGCUACAGCAGAGCCGCAACCCAAAGCUAGCGGAACGAGUGCGGACCCUGAAACCGCUGAGCCUGAGCCGGAGCCGGAGCAACAACCGACGCCCCCAGCGACGCAGAGUCAAGGACCUCCGCCAAUCCGUACCAGCGAUGGGAUACCGAAAGUGGCAUCUUCGUCACGCUCUCCACAGCAGUCGACGCCUCCCGCCACGCAAAGCCAAGGCCCACCAACUGUUCGCGCUUCAGGUGGCAUACCGACAGUUGCGUCCUCAGCGCAACCACGAUCGCGACAGCAGCAACCUUCGACCGGCGUCCCGACAAUAAACUCCUCUUUGGAAACAGCAACCAUGCGAGACUCGUCAGAUCAGAUGGCCUUACCCGAAGAAGAAGCUGUCGAUCCUGUAUCUGGUACUGCGGGACAAUCCAAAGCGCCCCUUGCCGCAGCAUCCUCUCCAGAUCAGGGAAGUGAAGCAGAUACAGGAGAUGAUGACGACGACGCCGAAGACAAAAGCAUGCAAGACCCAGAUGAAGACGACUACGUCCGUGACGAUGUGGAUGAGGACAUCGACGCCGCCUUCGAUGGGCGGUAUGGUGACGAAGAUGAUGAUUAUUGAACACGACUGCUCGCUACUACCUCAGAGGCUUUCUAAGGAAGACGCCGACCGCAGCGCACAGCUAAUGGUAAAGCUAAGGCAAGAUGGGAAUGCGAACGCGAACAAGAGUCUCAUUCAUGUGUCCAAUUGUGCAAGGGACCGCAUAGGUGCGUUGUCAGGUUUCGACCACAGCACGAAGUUAGGCGCAAUGGGUAAAUGAGCUUGCCGAGACUGCUGGCAGUCCUCAAGGCAGCGGAUCGUUGAGAUGUGGUCUUGCUUGCGAAUGGGAAGCGUCUGCCAUUUGCAGACGACAGAAUACUCGGACAUUCGCGGGAGGGUAAGGCGACAAGAUGCGCUUGAUUGGAGGCACUCCUGCCGUUUUGCAGCGUGGCCAAUGCUCAAUGUGGUCGGGCAAAGGGAGCCAAAUCACGGUCCACAGAACAAUUAAAUAUUAGAACGAAUGGCAUGAGACUACUAUGUAGA